This is a messenger RNA of Gaeumannomyces tritici R3-111a-1, 348 nucleotides long. RefSeq lists its product as hypothetical. The transcript has a single exon. NCBI's taxonomy places the organism in Eukaryota, Fungi, Ascomycota, Sordariomycetes, Magnaporthales, Magnaporthaceae. The record is from RefSeq and is a predicted model, not a curated record. Bases 1 to 348 code for a protein of 115 amino acids.
AUGUCAAAGCGCCAUGGCGCGACGGCAGAGAGCAACGGCAGCCGUUUAGAGUUCGGGUCUCGCAUGUGCCUCCUUGGCGAUGGCGAUUGUCUCGAUUUCCUCGCCGCAUUCCGCAAUCUUCCUCUCACUCUGCCACCCUCUGUGUCAGCCGUCAAACGCUCCCUGCAAGCCUUGGGGCCUCGCUCCUUGAUGGGUGCCACAUGCGCCUCCGUCAACUUGUCGCAGAAGCUGCGGCGUCGAAAAUGGACAUUUCCUCAUGUGACGGCCCGCCCUUCACAAGGGCUUGCCACCCUCCUCCUCCUCCUCUUGCUACCAAAGAGCAGCCAGGGAAAGAUUGCCGCGGGGUGA